AUGCGACUAGCCGGUGCCCGCAUGGACACGACCCUCAUCGAAAUUGUCAAUAUCAAUCUGGAGGAUUUCUCGGAUGCUUUUCUUACCUGUUCCACUUGUUUAUGCGCUUAUGAUCAGCUCAAGCAAGCAAGUUUUUUUUCAGGAACGAAAGAAAGCCAAACUUCUUCCAUGUUCGCAUACAGUGUGUUUGCAAUGUUUGGAGUGUAUGGAACGGAUGCCCCAAGUAGUCAUUUAUGGUUUCUCACUCAUAUAGUAGUUGAAACGGGAACGUUGCGUUGUCCGAUGUGCCGCGAAAUGGUUGCUGUACCGGAAAAUGGUGUCAGCGCUUUUCCAUCAAGCUUUCUCAUCAAUCAGUUACUCGAUUUGAUGCAAAAACAGCGUCGUGACAUAGUACCAAAUUGCUCACAGCACCUGCAAGAGCAGCUUCUGUACUGCGAAUCAUGCGAUCUCGUUUUUUGCCAACUGUGUGCUGCUUCUUCCACGCGUGAUUGUGCUGAUCACACGGUGGUACCGUUCUCGAUCGCAAUCAAACGUUUAUCAGAAAUUGUUGUAUAUAAAGCGAAGCUAUGUAUUGCUAGUUUAAAUACUGCCGCUGUAAAUGUUGAUCGUGAAACGUCGCAACUGGAUCGAAAUGUUGAUCGAGUGGUCGACGAAAUCAAUGCUUCAUUUCAAGAAAUAUGCCAGCUAGUGGAAAAUCGACGCCGUGAACUCCUUGAUAGUGUUCGGAUAAUGAGAGAUGAGAAACGAAAAGCGCUACGCGAUCAAAUGGAUCAAAUUGAUGCUCAUCGUAAAAAGUAA
Gongylonema pulchrum is the source of this 798-nucleotide messenger RNA. NCBI's taxonomy places the organism in Eukaryota, Metazoa, Nematoda, Chromadorea, Rhabditida, Gongylonematidae. The record is from the annotation of a GenBank genome assembly.